Molecule: messenger RNA, 810 nt
Organism: Balearica regulorum gibbericeps (East African grey crowned-crane)
Lineage: Eukaryota; Metazoa; Chordata; Aves; Gruiformes; Gruidae
Product: 1-acyl-sn-glycerol-3-phosphate acyltransferase alpha
Biological process (GO): phosphatidic acid biosynthetic process
Cellular component (GO): membrane; endoplasmic reticulum
Molecular function (GO): 1-acylglycerol-3-phosphate O-acyltransferase activity
Source: RefSeq, a predicted model, not a curated record
AUGGAGCUUUUGCUCCUUCAAUACCCAUUUACUUUUCUGUUCAUCGUGUUUUUAGUCCUUUACCAGGUGAAUCCUGCAUUCAGAUACUUUUGCAAGAUGACCUUCUAUAAGUUGUGGUUCUCUACCAUAAGUAUUCUGGUUAUUAUAAUAAGUAUUCCUCGUGGACGUAGUGUGGAAAACAUCAAGUUUUUGCGCAUGUUAUUACUGCCACUCAAAUACAUCUUUGGGGUCAAGAUAGUGGUGAAGGGCAAGGAGAACCUCAGGACUAAGAGACCUUUCGUCCUCGUGUUGAAUCACCAGACCUCCCUUGACAUUAUGGUGAUGAUGGAGAUAUUACCAAGUCGCUGUGUGCCCAUUGCAAAGAAGGAAAUCCUAUACAUGGGCACUUUUGGCAUAGCAUGCUGGCUUUCAGGACUCAUUUUCAUUGACCGCAAGAAGAAGCAAGAGUCUAUCACUGUCUUGACAGAGGUGGCACAGUCCCUGCACAAAGAAAAUCUCUGUGUCUUGAUCUUCCCUGAAGGAACUCGCAGUCGUAGUGGCUCCCUGUUGCCCUUCAAACGUGGGGCUUUCCAGCUGGCUGUGAGAGCCCAGGUGCCUGUUAUUCCUGUAGUGAUCUCUUCCUACCGUGACUUCUACAACGCCAAGGAGAAGAGAUUUACACCAGGGAAAAGCAUUAUCCAGAUCCUGCCAGAAGUGGAGACCCUCGGCCUGGGCCCAGACGAUGUUCCCAGGCUCACCGAGCAGGUCCGUGACUCCAUGCUCACCACCUAUCAGGAGAUAUCAGGAAUGACAAACGGGGCUCCCCAUUAG